Messenger RNA from Oncorhynchus nerka (sockeye salmon), 3155 nucleotides. Its product is annotated as CDK5 and ABL1 enzyme substrate 2-like. The record is from RefSeq and is a predicted model, not a curated record. The transcript has 9 exons. Gene Ontology annotation, biological process: regulation of cell cycle. Bases 18 to 1544 code for a protein of 508 amino acids. Lineage: Eukaryota; Metazoa; Chordata; Actinopteri; Salmoniformes; Salmonidae.
UACUUCCUCAUUAGAGAAUGGCGGCUGCCGCCUGCACUACCGUUAACAACGCUGCCGUUAACAACACUACCAACCCGCUGAAACAACACCGGAGGAAAAAUAGAGAUACGCGGCGGAGACAAGCAGCUCUCUUUUUCCUUAGUAACAUUUCACUAGAUGGACGGCCAGUACAACAGACAUACCAUGGAAACCGAGACAGCGAGUUGCUGGGGGGCGAUAUCGGGGCGACAGUGGCCGGGAUGUUAACCGUGUCUAGCUAUGGGACCUUCACUAACCUACCAACGUCUGUGAGCUGCGGGACCGUUGGGAACGUUUGCGCCGUUCCGGGACUCGGAGUUAUCACUGUCCCUCCUAUCCUCGUUCUGCCUUCGGACUCGUUCAAUGAUGGGACAACGGAGGUAUUUCUGGAGAGGCGAGGGGGAUCGUUUUCCUCGCAGGGAAACCUCCUCUCUCCCUCGGGUCUCCUUCCUACUCCCCUCGGACGGCGGAAGUCCUCCACGUUGCUGUCGGUCCAGAGUUGUAAUUCGGUGACUUCGGAAUCGGGACGGAGUCGGACUCGUAACCUGUUGGGCUCCCCCAGACAUCACCCUGUGAAGAAGGUCCACUUCAUCAAGAACAUGAGACAAUACGACACACGAGGCAGCAGGAUCGUGUUGAUCUGUGCCAAGCGUUCUCUGUGUGCAGCCUUCUCAGUGUUACCCUAUGGAGAGAGCUUUCACAUCAGUGACUCCAAGUUGGACAGGUGUAGGCAUUCAUCAGGGAACAUCUCUACCAGUCUGGAGAUGAUGCCAGGCCUGGAAGGGUUUGAACUGGAGCCAUACGGCAAGACGGUGUCAUAUGCCCAGUUUCUGUACCCGACCAACGCCCUGGUCCGUCAGAAGACCCCCUCGGUGGACAUCACCCUCCAGGUGCCCCUCAACCAGGUGACCCGGAACAGUAACCCCAGAAACUACACCCCAACCAGGCUAAACUGCAACGUGGGACUGGAUCUGGGUGUGGAUGAGGCAUCAGACUAUGACCCCAACCUUCUGAGUGACCCCCAGUGGCCCUGUGGGAAACACAAGAGAGUCCUGAUCUUCGCUUCAUACAUGACGACAGUGAUAGAAUAUGUGAAGCCGUCUGAUCUGAAGAAGGACAUGAACGAGACGUUUAAAGAGAAGUUUCCUCAAGUCAAGCUGACUCUCAGCAAGAUCAGGAGUCUAAAGAGAGAGAUGCGUACAGUGGGUGACGACUGCGGCCUGCAGGCGGUCACCGUGGCGAUGGCAUUUGUUUACUUUGAGAAGCUGGUCCUCCAGGGACGACUCAACAAACACAACAGGAAGUUGGUCUCUGGAGCCUGCGUGCUGCUCGCUGCUAAGAUCAGCAGCGACCUCAAGAAGCAGGACGUCACUCAGCUCAUAGAUAAAUUAGAGGAGCGUUUCCGUAUCAGUCGGCGGGAGUUGAUCCCGUUUGAGUUCACUAUCCUUGUUGCCCUGGAGAUGGCUCUGUACCUGCCUGAGAGAGCCAUCAUGCCACACUACCGACGCCUGGUACAGCAGAACUAGGGCCACGCCCACUGCUGCACCCACGUGGACGGGAGCCACGCCUACAAGGGUCUGGAGACUGGACACGGGGGUGGAGUGAGGGGAGGAGCUACACCUGCUAGGGUCUGGAGACUGGACAUGGGGGUGGGGUGAUGGGGAGGAGCUACACCUGCUAGGGUCUGGAGACUGGACAUGGGGGUGGAGUGAGGGGAGGAGCUACACCUGCUAGGGUCUGGAGACUGGACACGGGGGUGGAGUGAGGGGAGGAGCUACACCUGCUAGGGUCUGGAGACUGGACACGGGGGUGGAGUGAGGGGAGGAGCUACACCUGCUAGGGUCUGGAGACUGGACAUGUGGGUGGAGUGAGGGGAGGAGCUACACCUGCUAGGGUCUGGAGACUGGACAUGUGGGUGGAGUGAGGGGAGGAGCUACACCUGCUAGGGUCUGGAGACUGGACAUGUGGGUGGAGUGAGGGGAGGAGCCACGUCUACAAGGGUCUGGAGACUGGACAUGGGGGUGGAGUGAGGGGAGGAGCUACACCUGCUAGGGUCUGGAGACUGGUCAGGGAAUUCUCUGCCCCCACACCUGGAGCCCUGGGCGUUUGAUACCAUUCCACUCCAGACAUUACCACGAGCCCGUCCUCCCCAAUUAAGGUGCCACCAACCCCCUGUGCUAAGCACCAUAAAACUCAGAGACUUACUCACCUCAGUAGCUGGUAUUUUACUCUCACCUUGAAGAAGUAUAAAUUACACCGAUCAGUCUUCCUACAUUUGCUGGUAUUAUUAUCAACAUACAGUAUAUAAUUGCGACACUUUCUAAACCUGAACGUUGCCAUGCUUCCACGUGCCACAAGGGGGUGCUACAGUUCAGCAGUAGCAUUGCAAGAAUACCAGUUAUUCUUCAUACACACUUAUAGGGCUGACCUAAACUGUACCGUUCUGGUUUUCUUCUCUCUUCACAUUGUCCGUUCCAGGAGGGUUCCAGCAGGGUUCAGGCAGGGUUCCAGCAGGGUUCAGGCAGGGUUCAGGCAGCUUUGGUGGACGUGUCACCAGGCCAGUUUGGCUCAGUUUGGUCUUAUAUGUGGGAAUCGGGCAUAAGAGUAACACACAAACCAGGGAAGAACCUCAAAGGGAAAAGGGAAAACAGGGAAAACAAAUACAAGAAACAUCAGAUGUAACCAAAAAAGCAGUUUAAUUUAUUUAUCCUACCUUUGUUUUUAAAUGUAUAUUUAUUAUAUUUGAUUUAUUUAUUUGAAAAAUAAGGGAUGUUUAUAUUAUAACCAAACCAGUUCAUUAUUCUGCACCUCUUUGUAGUGUAAGUUUUCUUCCAGCAUUAUAACCAAGCCUCCGUUAGUAAGGUGUCAUCCCAAAUAGAGCCCUAUUCCCUAACCAAGCAUCCCUUAGUAAGGUGUCAUCCCAAAUAGAGCCCUAUUCCCUAACCAAGCAUCCCUUAGUAAGGUGUCAUCCCAAAUAGAGCCCUAUUCCCUAACCAAGCAUCCCUUAGUAAGGUGUCAUCCCAAAUAGAGCCCUAUUCCCUAACCAAGCGUCCCUUAGUAAGGUGUCAUCCCAAAUAGAGCCCUAUUCCCUAACCAAGCCUCCGUUAGUAAAAUGUCAUCCCAAAUAGAGCCCUAUU